This is a messenger RNA of Racocetra persica, 812 nucleotides long. The record is from the annotation of a GenBank genome assembly. Lineage: Eukaryota; Fungi; Glomeromycota; Glomeromycetes; Diversisporales; Gigasporaceae.
AAUUAUUUAAUCAAAAACGGCAAUUUGAAACAUUAAAAAAUAAUACUUUGCGAAGCCUGGCUGAUCUACAAAGUGAAAAUCAACAAUUUCGCCAAACUAUCGACCAAAAAACGACCGAAUGCGACACUAUUCAACAGGAGCGGGAUAAAGAAAUAAGAAAAACGAAUUUACUAAAAAAAGCCACCCAAUCACUUCGGAAUAAAUUGAGCCAACAAACUAAUAAUUUAACCGGCCUGCUGUCAGUAGCCAACAAUACUAUAAGAACCUAUGAAAAAUAUUUGAAAGAAGAAUUAAAAAUAAGUGAUUUAAAUAAUUUACCAUCAGUGCCGGCUUCUUUGACAACUCUGAUUAAUUUUUUCAAUAACCCUCCGAACUGUUUAAAUCCCCAGCAUAGUGAUUACGAUAGUCUAAAAAGUCGUCUGCGGCAAACCGAAGCCGAGUGCGAACAAUUAGCAACCGAGAACCAGAAACUUAAAAAACAAAACAAUCCGGCCAGAAACGAUAACCCUCAAGAAAAAUCCGGCUCGCAACCAACCGAAAAUAAAUCUCCCACUGAUUCUCAACUAGUAAAUGGAUUACGGAACCAGAUAACGGCCUUGAACCGAAAAAUUAGCCAAAGCGGGGCAACCACUGAAAAGGAAUUAUUGAACCGAAUCAGUUCCGAUUUGUCCUUAGAUUUAAGUCCACCCAUCAAUUAUGACCGAGUAAUUACGGCUAUUCAACAAUUAAUUAAAAAUAAGUCUGCUGAAAGUUAUAAUCAAGAACUUGCGUCUGGCUCAAAUGAGACUAAUAAAAAUUUAAUUCCUUGGUGA